This is a messenger RNA of Mercenaria mercenaria, 2981 nucleotides long. RefSeq lists its product as uncharacterized. Bases 78 to 1322 code for a protein of 414 amino acids. The record is from RefSeq and is a predicted model, not a curated record. The transcript has 3 exons. Lineage: Eukaryota; Metazoa; Mollusca; Bivalvia; Venerida; Veneridae.
AAUACUCGGUUAUUAUCGUUCCAGAGAAAAUGUGCAAAAUGUAAACAAACUCAAAGUGAACAAAAAGUGAAAUCAUAAUGACUAUGUCCACGUUUAAGACUGUGUUAUCGCGUUAUAUAAAAGGUCAUUUAUUCCUCAGUCAAAGAUCUUACGGCGCAGUUCCUGCACUGCAGAAACUAACAGAAGAAGACACCUUGAAAUUGACAUAUGCCAUUAACUCUUUGAAAUAUCAUGAAGAGAGUAGUUUGAUAUUUCUAAAAAUAAAAGGCAGUAAUGCUGAGGAUGUUGCAUCGUUUUCGAAUGCUACUUGUCGUCUGCAGACCAGCAUAGAACCAGAGGUAGAGUUGAAAAUAAGAAGGAAGCGGUUUGGCUUUGCAAGUAUAUUUCAUCCGGGAAUCAAAAUUCUGGAAAACUUCCUUCAGAAUUGGAGCAAUGUGCCAAAAGAUUCUUCAAGAUUAGAGGCUCUUAAAAGAUUGAUUGAUUUCGUGCCCAAAAUACCAAAUGUUUCACAGAGACUGCGACUUGCUGAGGAGAAUAAACAAGAACUAGUUUGGUCACUUCAGCUGUUACAUCACUACCUGAAAGAACUGUCAGUAAACCAGUCAUACUUGAUUGACCAUAACUCCAAAUUAAAGGAAACACAGUGUAGUCACAGUGAAGGAAUAACAGCGGACUAUGGUGAUACAAGUUUGGGCAGUGAAUCAGUAUGGCAUGGGAAUGUUGAUGCAAUGUUGGGAAUUCAAAAUAUACCCGUGAAUUUUCUUCACAAUUAUGAUGAAGACAAAAUUGAAGGAAAACAAUUCUCUUUUUCGAAUGAACAGUCCAGUUUUGAUAUAAGUGCUGACCAGUCUACUCUACACCAUAGGGAACAGCAGUUGGUGUCACAGGCAAUUGUGUUUGCUUUCCUUCAAAGAAAAUUACACUCAACAGACUUUAAACAUUUUCUUAUUCCAAGUAUUGGAAUGUCCAGAGAACAAGCUGUGAUAUAUUUCUAUGAUCCUGAUCAUGACAUACUAAUGAAAAACCUGCAUCCUUUUGAAUUGUUUGGAGAUGAAGAUGGGGGAUUAUAUUAUGCUACAGUUAUUGCCCUUUGGUUAUGCAUGAACUACCCUAUUCUUGGCUCAGGGAUAGGUAAAAGUAUUAAAAACACAGGAUUCACUGCAGAUUUUUUGAAAACUAUGAGCCAGCCAGUUCAAGAUAAAUAUAAAUAUGAAUUACAGUUUGGGGGUGUUAGAAAUAAAUCUAAAGACACAGAGCCUCCAAAGUAUGUUUAUGAUGUGCUGUUUGAUGAGCCAUUAGUUCCAAGCCUCGGACAGAUUUGAAGACUACAGCAAUUACCUGAUAUAUGUCAGUGCUGAAGCAGAUGGAUUGAUCAUUGUCUUUGGUUAUGUCACUGUGCCAAAAUGUCAAAGUUAUUUGGAAUAAUCAUUCACAGAAGUAUAAAAAUGUUGAAGUAACUAUGCUCAGUAUAAGAGGAAAUUGGUUUUACCUUGUCUUUCCAUUUUUAAAAGCAAAAAUCUAUUAAUUAAUUGGAUUUUGUUUAUAAACACUGAAAAAGUGAAACAGAUGAUUUUAGUUAAAUAAGCCCCAUUGGAUGACAAUGGGAUCCUUGUAUACAUGGUUUUCUAGCUAUUUGUUAGGAAGUUGGUUUUUCAGUUUUACAUCCAGUUUUUGAAUGGGGAACAAUUUGUCAAAUUACAUCUAUAUUUGUUCUGACAGUAUAAAUGAUUAUGAGAAGGCCACUUUUGUUAGGAGGAGAAAAAUAAUACAGUUGUUAAUCUUUUAUGCACAAUCUUAAGAAGAGUGGUUAUUGUCCCCAACUUUUUAAAUAGAAAUGGACUGCAUUCAUCCAUUUGCCACUCUUGUUUUCUGGUUCAAAACUGCCAUUUAUCAAAAGAUUUGAAAUGACUUUGUACACCUGUUGCCUAUCACGAAGUAAUGUGUUGCAUGCCAAACCCAGAACCAUAGCUCCAAGGUCAGGGUCUGACUUGGAGCUCAAAGGUUAACAGUGUAUGUUUUGUAUCUGGUUCAUAGCUCUGCCAUUCAUAAACAUGAUAACUGGAUUUGAAAAUUACUUACUACAAAUAUUACCCAUAAUUCUAACAUGACUCGGUUUGAUUUCCAGUUAAACAAAGAAGGAAAUCAAGCUCUAUAUAUUCUGCAAUAAACAACGGUUGACGCGCGGACCGGUAAGAGAGCAUUAUGACGUCAAUUAUGACGUCAAAAAGCCGGAUGACGUCCGAUACAUUACUCCUCGCGUAAAUGAAGUCCAGUAUAAUAUCUAUUAAAAUAUAUCAAUGAGCAUGUCAGAAUGAAAACAAUCAAUGCCUUCUUGUUAUUUAUCGUCUAAUUUACCACGGUUCAUCGUUCAGAUGCUUCAGCAUUUAACCACUCGGGCUAACGCCCUCGUGGUUCAAUCCCUACGCAUCUGAACUCUGAACCGUGGUAAAUUAGACGAUAAACAACUCGAAGGCCUUGAUUAUUUGUUAAUUAGAUGACAUGUCAGCCAUAAGAUACAACUACAUUCAAAGGUCGAGGUCACACUUGGAGGUCAAAGACUUUGGGUAGUUUUUUUUUGUCCAGUGAUUAACUGGUAUGCAUGAAUGGAUAUUCAAGUUAUUUGAUAAGUCACCAUAACAAAUCAAUGUAUGGCAUGCAAGACUCAGACCCAUAGCUAUAAGGCCAAGGCCACAUUUGGAGAUAGAAUUAGUUUUGGUUAUCUUUUUUAAUACAGUUUUUUUUACACUGUGAUACAUAAAUAGAUGUUCAAACAACUUCUCAUAAAUAUUCACCAUUACUAGAUAAUGUGCCAUGUACAUGACUGAACUUUGCAGCUCAAGCUCAGACGUCAAGAACACAGGAACACAAGUUUUCUUUUUGGUACAUAUGACUUCUUCCCUUUUAUAUUAGGUAUAAAGUACAAUAGAUGUGUUGGUUUCAAUGUUCCUACUAAUUUAAGAAUAAAAAUAUAUUUAAAGUGA